AUGUCGACCCAAGCUGCACGAAGCAUUCUUUUCACACACACUUCCCCGCAACAAGGCUUCAGGCUAUUAGAACUGCCCUCCGAACUGGUCAAACAGCUCUCUUCCAAAGACCCUCCCACGAUCGAGCUAAAAUCUCCGAACACGACACAUUCCUCUACGACGACUACUGAGCCCGAGGUCCGCGAAUACGUCAACCUCUGCACGUCGACACAAACAUAUCGAGUUCGACAGGUUCAAUCAUCGAAUUCGCUACUGGUGAUACGACCGAGCGAUGGUGGUGUCGAACGCGGGGAUAUCAAUGUCGUCGCCGACGUGGAGCAAGCCGAACUGAAUCUCGUCGAGACCAUGACAUCCAUCUCUAAGUGCGGAUCAACGCUGGAACUGCACACGCCGCAGGAAGGAUUCUCCGCUGUUCCGUUCCUGGAGAGGAUUCUGAGUGUAUAUGACCUAUUCAGCACAGUGGGCCAUGGAAUGGAUGGAGAUAAUUAUGAUGAGGAGGGGGUAGUUGAUCUAGUCCAGAGAAGGGGGAUUGUACAGCGGGUUUUUGAAGAUGUCCCUGUGUCGAGGGCAGAAUGUGAACGGGGCUGGAGAGAGGGGAUUGAUCUAGGGAAACAGUUUCUGGUGUCGGAUUUGUGGAAGUCGGUGCUUGAUGAUGGGGCUGAGGAGCCGUUUCCACGGCCGCUUUUUGAAGCAAUUGUUAGGAGAGUUUGUGAUUUGGGGGUUGAGCAAGGUGGACUGCUGACCGACGGGGAUUUAAAGUGGGCAAGCAUCGACAAGGCUAGCUGCACACGAUGGGCCGGCGAGACCUACCUAGAGGCUAUGGCGCCGACUUCUGCUUCUGCCAUCGCCCGGAACGACUUCUUGAACGCUUGGAGAAACCAUCUCCCUGAAUCGUGGCAUGAUGAUGUUGUGUUGAGUAAGCUAACGGAAGGCUCAUAUAAACAUCCUGAGCCAACGACUAUCUGUUUCGUCAACGAAGCCGGUCGCCAAAAAGCUAAAAACAAUGUUGCAACUGAUGCUAGCGCAGCCACCGCAGCCAAGAAGACCAGAAACUGGCACGAAUUGUUCAAAAACCAAAAACGACAGAAGCAUUAA
Messenger RNA from Aspergillus tanneri, 1095 nucleotides. Its product is annotated as putative sister chromatid cohesion protein Dcc1. The record is from RefSeq and is a predicted model, not a curated record. The transcript is spliced from 5 exons. Gene Ontology annotation, cellular component: nucleus; chromatin; Ctf18 RFC-like complex. Lineage: Eukaryota; Fungi; Ascomycota; Eurotiomycetes; Eurotiales; Aspergillaceae. Gene Ontology annotation, biological process: maintenance of mitotic sister chromatid cohesion; mitotic sister chromatid cohesion. The coding region runs from base 1 to 1095 and encodes 364 amino acids.